UGCCAGGUGGGGCUGCGUGUGGGUUACAGUGAAUGACGGGUGGGCCCGGGCGCGUCGCUGGCCCGCGCGUCAUUGUGGGAAACUGCUUUCCGUUUGGUCGUCUGCUCGUUUGGGACCGGAGAUGCCGCCGUAUGUGAUUCGAGGUCGGGGCCCUCGUCGGCGAGUGAGCUCUAUGGCUCCAGUGUUGUCGCGUGCCAUCGAAUCUGGACGGGUUUUUGCUGACCGUCCGUAGUGGUGGGCCAGCAACCAGGCACUCGGCAAUGCGUCUCUGUGAAGCCCCAUGCGGCCUGUUGGGCUGCUCCAUGCUCCUUUACCAGCCCAGCAAAGCACCGAACAGCAGAAGCCCAUUUCGGUCGUCCCAUUUCCCAAAUCAUUCGCCUCCCCCAAAUCCGGCGAGCCAAAACGGCAAAACCCCACCUAAAACCUCGCCAGCCCCCGCCACCACCGGCGACGGCGACCAUGCGCCGUCACCUCGACCUGCUCCCCCGCCUCCUCCUCCUCCGCCGCCACGUCCACCGCCGCGCCAGGCCCGGGGCCUCGCCGCCGCCGCCCCCGCCGCCCAACCCGCCGCGCCCGCCGCAGAAGCCCGAGCCCGUCACCAUCCACGGGGAGACGUGGCACGACAGCUACGCCUGGAUGGGCUCGCUCUCCGACGCCGCCGCCAUGCGCCACAUGGACGUCCACAUGGAGGCCGAGGAGAAGUACGCCGAGGCCUGCCUCGCCGCCGCCGCCGCCGACCGCCUCGCCCGUAAGCUCCAGCUCGAGAUGGCCUCCCGCCUCGCCUCCGACGCCUGCACGCCGCCCACUCGCUGGGGCCCCUGGCUCUACUACCGCCGCGCGGACGAGGGCAAGCAGUACCCCGUGCUCUGCCGCCGCUCCGCCGCCCUCCAUGGGGAGUUCGUCUCCUACAGCGACCCCUCCGCGGGGUUCGACUUCACCGCUGGGAAGCGCAUCGAACAGAAAUUGGUGGAUUACAACAAGGAGGCCGAGCGAUUUGGAGGAUACUCAUAUGAGGAGCUAUCUGAAGUUUCUCCAGAUCACCGCUUCAUUGCGUACACCAUGUAUGACAAAGAUAAGGAUUCUUUCACUUUAAUGGUCAGGGAUCUGGUGACGGGCACACUAUGCGAUAAACCUCGUGCUGAUCGGGUCUCAAAUAUUUCAUGGGCUAUGGACGGGAAAGCACUAGUUUAUAUUGUUACAAAUGAGGACAGAAGGCCAUAUAGGCUGUUUUGCAGCAUUAUUGGAUCAAACAAGGAUGAUAUUCUUAUAUUGGAAGAACCUGAUGAGAAUAUUUAUUUGAAUAUCAGACAUACCAAGGAUUUUCGGUUUAUAACGUUAAAUGUCUUUUCUGACACACACUCAAAGGUAUAUUUAAUAAGGGCUUCUGACCCCUUGUCCAGAAUGACACUGGUAUGGGAAGGUGAAUCCCAAGUUCAUUGCAUUGUGGAGCAUCAUCAUGGACGCCUGUAUUUAUUCACCGAUGCUGCAAGAGAAGGUGUCUGUGUUAAUUCACAUUACCUAAUGCAGUGUGAUGUGGAAUCUCCUGGGCCAAAGAGUUGGAAGAAUGUCUUCCUUGAGGAACCAGGUAUUAUUCUUGAAGAUGUUGACUUUUGCAAUACUCAUAUGGUGCUUAUUCUGAGACAAGGCAGAAAACUCACACUUUGUUCAGUUAAUCUGCCUCUACCUGAAAAUAUCCAAGUACCUGCUCAUCUAUCAGAUUUUCACCCACUUGACUUGCCUCUUCCCGAUCAUGUGUGUCAGAUUUUAUCUGGCCCAAAUUAUGAUUACUAUUCCUCAACAAUGCGUUUCACAAUAUCAUCACCUGUGAUGCCAGAUGCAGUUGUUGAUUACAACUUACUAAAUGGAAAGUGGCAAAUAGUGCAACAGCAAAACAUGCUUCAUGAGAGAACAAAGGUACUGUAUGGGAAUGCUUUUGCUUCUAGUGCGGGCAAGCUGUCUUCAGAUGGAGCUGAUUUGUCAAGUGAAGAUUUGGGAGAUUGUGACUGGAAUGAGCUCUCUGAAUACUAUGCAUGUGAGUACUAUGAUGUUCCAUCGAAAGACGGAGUUUUGGUUCCACUCACCUUGGUAUAUUCAAGAAAGCACAAGCAAGAGGGGAAUCCAGGAUUGCUUCAUGGGCAUGGUGCCUAUGGUGAGAUUCUGGAUAAGCGUUGGCGUAGUGAGUUAAAGAGCCUACUCGAUCGUGGUUGGGUGAUUGCAUAUGCUGAUGUUAGGGGCGGUGGAGGUUAUGGCAAGGAGUGGCACCGGGAUGGUGCACGUACCAAAAAGAUGAAUUCUAUAUAUGAUUUUGUCUCUUGUGGUGAAUUUCUUCUUGAAAAAGGUAUCAUACAAGAAAAUAAGCUUGCUGGAUGGGGAUACAGUGCUGGAGGACUUCUGGUGGCUUCGGCAAUCAAUACUCGUCCAGAUUUGUUCCGUGCCGCUGUUUUAAAGGUCCCUUUCUUGGAUGUUUGCAACACUCUGCUCCAUCCUAUUCUACCUCUUACAGCCAUUGAUUAUGAAGAGUUUGGGUUUCCUGUAGACCAUGAAGAAUUCCUUUCAAUCAAGAAGUAUUCUCCCUAUGAUAAUAUCCAGAAGGAUGUCCCUUACCCAGCUGUGUUUGUGACAUCAUCAUUUAAUACAAGGUUUGGUGUAUGGGAAGCAGCUAAAUGGGUUGCAAAAGUCCGUGAACUUACUCAAUAUGAUCCAGAGCGGCCUGUAAUUCUUAACUUGACAACAGAUGUUGUGGAAGAAAGCAAGUAUUUGGAAACCAAGGAAUUAGCAACGGAGACUGCUUUCCUAAUUAAAAUGGUGAACAAUACCUGAACAACAUCCUUUGCCUUUCGGCUUCCGAAAUUGUUUCUCAAACUCAAUGAUGCGGCCCAUGUGGGACAUGUGCUAUGUCGCCAGUCCUCCAUGUUUAACGAGAUCUGAGGAUUAGUCCAUCGAUUGGAGCUUAUAUGAGGCUCGAUGACAAAUGUCCAUAUAUUUGUACAGUACCAUUCAGAACUGGAAAAAGAAAGCUGGAGUUCAGGAGUUGUAAUGUGAACGAAGUCUCUUUGAUUUUUAUUUUCUGUCAAUCAGUAUAUUACCUUCUGAUAAGAUCAAUGCCCAACACGGCGUGCAGUCGCGUGUAGCAUCAUUGUCACUAUUACCUUGGGAGAGUUACCAGCGGCAACGGGAGAUGUUGUGGUUCCCCCUUUUAUUUCAAAUUUGAUAAAAUUGAAAUGGCUGUAUAGAACCAACUGGAUGUCCUAUCCUUUCUUAACAUGUGUAAUUCAUGGAAGCUUCCAAUGUGAGGGCUCCGUCGUGAUGCGAGGGCUCCGCAUGCUGUUGCAGUGGUGCUAUGAGUGUGCAGAUGGUGCUAAACUGGAGCACUGUCGAAGACCCCGAGCAUCACUAGUGUUGCAUUGGAGCAUCGCAGGGCCACCGGAGCACACCAUUGUUGCAGCUCUCGCCGAAGCUACGUCCACGGAGCGGGGAUGGAAGCGAUGGCAUGGUCCUAGUGAGGUCCUGUCAUCAAGGAGUACGCAACGGUUGGUCAGGUGGCUGAUAUUUUACUUAUCUUUUCCUAAGACCAGCGGACUGACGCCUAGCAGCCGCCUAUUGUUAAUCAUAAACUUAUCAAAACUCCAUCCAAAAUCCACUCCUAGCAAAUCUUUGUAUAAAUUUCACAAAGUUCCAAUACUUCAGAAGAUUUCCUUUCGGUAUUACCAAGUUAGUUGGGGU
Molecule: messenger RNA, 3723 nt
Organism: Triticum dicoccoides
Lineage: Eukaryota; Viridiplantae; Streptophyta; Magnoliopsida; Poales; Poaceae
Product: protease 2-like
Exons: 11
Coding region: 460-2820 (786 amino acids)
Biological process (GO): proteolysis
Molecular function (GO): serine-type endopeptidase activity
Source: RefSeq, a predicted model, not a curated record